Molecule: messenger RNA, 3429 nt
Organism: Orbicella faveolata
Lineage: Eukaryota; Metazoa; Cnidaria; Anthozoa; Scleractinia; Merulinidae
Biological process (GO): anatomical structure morphogenesis; cell differentiation; regulation of transcription by RNA polymerase II
Molecular function (GO): RNA polymerase II cis-regulatory region sequence-specific DNA binding; DNA-binding transcription factor activity, RNA polymerase II-specific
Source: RefSeq, a predicted model, not a curated record
AUAGUAAAACAAGUCUACGGUUUAUGUUAUUGGAGCAUAGGAAUCAGAAAAAAAAAAACGUUCGUUGCGUAAAAAGUCUUCAGAAAUAUGAGAAGGUGCGUCGAAAACUGCUGUUUUUUUAAAGUUUUGCCUCCGUUUGUAACGAGCUGUUUUUAUUUGGUAGUGUUCCUAACACAGUAAGGUCGCUUACUAGGUGAACCGAGGAAAUCACUGAAGGGCUUCUAUUAAGGAGGGGGCAGGGGGGUUACGAGCAUCCCUUUAGCCAAAAUAACCCGUAUCCCCUGCGUUAAUUUAAUCUUCCAAAUGUUAACAAUUCUCCUACUUUAUAUCCCGGGAUAUCUAUUCUAAAUGUCCCGUAUCCCAUUACCUUUUCCCUUAAAUAUCCUGUUUCCCGGAGCUCCCGAUAGUGAAGUUUGGAAGAUUCUUGAAACAUAACUCUUUGUUAAGAAUCACAACAGUCAUUGUGACGAAAUCAUCCCACUCCUCCCACUAAGUUCCUGUUGUCUUCGCCGAAGUCUCCGACGUGUUAGUUUUUUCCGUGUUAAAACAAAUAUAAGGGCUUAAAUUUCUUGUUUUUGACCUAUUUACUUAAGAUUGCAAUUAAUAAAAGUGAGCAUAAACAUUCUUAUCUCCUUUACGCCUGUUCUGGCAACUGUAGUCGAUAAGCGAUGAUCUGGUUUGAUAAUCGAUGAUCUGGUGUGAUAGUGAUUAUCGCCCGUGGCGUAUAACCCAGCUGUCAGUGUAUCAUAAACACUUCUUAAUAACUCCUCGCUUGCUUUAAUAAAUUAAUCCGGAUCAGCAGGCUGCCAAUUAGUUUCCUGAGGUGCACAACGCAGCGAUAUUUCAUACAACUCUGCGCUGAGAAUUGAAUAAAGUCGACGAAAUAUUUUUCGGACAAACUUCAACGCCGCAAGGUAUGAAGCUAUAUUUACGAAGGCUAUUUCAUAUACAAAUUAGCAACGCAUCUGUCCGCUUGGUGUUUCCUAACCCCCUGCUAAGACCAUCAAUGCGGCACAACCUAAUAAGAAAGGAGGUCGACCCGUAUAGCCUUCGGCACGUAGAUAGCUCACAAUUUGUUAACAACAGUCCCACGAGUUGUGUUCUCAAUCAGAUUUUUUCGCUAAACAAGGUAUCAGCGUAAAGUCUCAGUCUUCUUAGCAUGUUUGCUGUUCACUCCAGUCGCCAAGAAGCUAACGGUCUCGACACAAGCGCGUUUCGGUUCCCGUUCAUUGGAGACGAGAACGAUUUAUGUCAGUUGCCGCGUUCACAACUUGAACCGCAGACAAAAGUACUUCAUAGAACGAUGCCCAAAGACCUGAAGCUAGAUCAGUCUGUGAAAGAAAAAGUCACAGAAAGCAAAAAGCCAAGAAGAAGCAGUACAGAUGAAGAUGAAGACGAAGGGACAGAGUCCAAAGAAGCUCGAAAUCUCACCGAGACGUUUGUGGCCGUUAUCGCUCAAGGGAUUUUGAGUGUGCCAUCCAAGCGCAUGACCUUGAGCUCCAUUUACAGUUUCAUCGCCAAAACAUUUCCGCACUUUGACAAAGAGAAAGGACCAGGCUGGCGGAAUAGUGUGCGACAUAACCUGUCCAGUAACGACUGCUUCGUGAAGGCGAGCAGAGCGGAGAAUGGAAAGGGGCACUAUUGGAUGAUUCACCCAAAAGACUUACCUGAGUUCGCCAAAGGGAAUUAUCGAAGACCGAGGAAACCUCGCAGACCCAGAUGCAGCCAUGCUCUAGGAUGCACUACAGAUCGAGGUGUGCUUGGUUUACCUCUAACUGCAAGUCUAUUUCCUUACCCGCAUCACAAACCGUCUGCAAGUUUGGACCUCCCUAAGCCGCACCCUUCAAGUGAGCCUUUCUCGCACCCAUUUGGAGUAACACCAAACAGGACUCCAUUAAUCCCUGCGUCGUCAAGGUAUGACUUCUACUCAAGAGAAGCGGACACCGCUCGUUUCCCUCUGAAUCAGUUCCAUGGCUUCUCUUCCCCUCCCCCACCGUACGGACUCUUCUGGCAGGAUAACCCCGCUUUCAGGAAUUACAGCUCACACUUUCAGUCAUCUACGUUUCAUCCGUACUUGUAUAUGUCUCAGGUCUCGCAGUCAGAAAAUACAAUAGGCCUCAAUUACGCUUAGAACAUCUCCACGUUAGUGCCUUUACUUGUGAAUACAACAAUUGCACGCUUACGUUUAGAACUUGAUAUUUUUCGAAAAUAAAAGAUAGUCUUGACACAAAAAAGUAAAGUAGCUAGCAAAUACGACUGGCUGAAUUAUAGAAAGUCGUUGCGGACAAAGCGCACUAGAAUCAUAGGGUCAUUAAUAGGCGAAUUCGUAAAAAAAUUAGACCGUUUCAUCUAUGUUUUCACUUGAAAAGACUGAUGUCAUAGGCUAUUUCUGAUCUUGAAUGGAGACAUUUACAAGAGCUAAGUCUGCGUUACUUGUAGAACAAACAAUCAAGUACUUCAAGAAAACAUCGCCGGAGAAGUGACGUCUAUGAUAAAAUAUCACUGAGGUGGUCAUUUCUCUGGCUGGAAAAACUGAAGCACUCAUAAGUUUCUUAAGUGUACAUAUAAACCAUGUAAUUAUACUGAAUAUGCGUGAAUAGACUAGUAAAUUGCAGAGCUUUACUCUUAAACUUAAAAGAGAACAUUCAAGACGAUAUAUUGUCCACACUCAGUCCGUAAAACAUAGAUACAGGUAUAAUUAAGUCUCUGUUUGUGGUACGAUCUGUACAAACAUGUUAUCGCCCGCCAUUGAUGUUUUCAGCACCCGGUCAGUAACACGGCUAUUUAUAAUUAUUAAUAAUAUUAUUUUAUGCUCCCAGUUCAACUGGCUAUGGAAGGAAAUGCAUCGCAUAUGUUUUACCGUCCUAACAAGGCUUUCAUUGUGUAGUUAGUCGUAGGAUCAACUUAAGUCAAUUAUCAUUUUGUAAUUUUGUUCUCAAGGUGACGAUUUGUAUAAGAAUAAACACUUUCCCUCAAAAAGGUCGCACUUGAGUUUUUAUUCAACAAGCUUCGAUUAUCACAUAGAUGUCGAGCCAUUAUCGUAUUCUUAAGUGUCAAAGGUGUUCAUUUAACUUCAUUUGAAGUGUUUGUUGAAAGUGAUUGAUACAAGGCGGUGAGAACAGAGGAAACCGUUGCCUCGAGUCAUGUUUUCAAAAUGUGGCUUCCAUUAUGUUCGAUGUUUACAAACAAGGAAACUAAACCAAAACAUUUUCAACCACUACCAAGGUCGACAUUCAUCUUGGCUAAAGAAGUGUUUACAUGUUUACAAAAUGUACGGUCAUGUUGACAUUGCCGUUUCAAAUAAAGCUAAAUAAUUACUUAACACCGGCCUCGAAACACAAUGGUGUCGGCGAUGGAACUCCUGACUCAAACAAAGGCUCUUUUCUUAAGAUCUAUUGCUUGAGGUUGAAUAAACGAAAAUAAACACUC